AUGGCCCAAGACUCCGCCCGAACGAGUCGAACGAUGUCGCCGAAGAGUACCGAUGACGAAGAGAAAGAUAUUGGACAAAGCCAACGAGAACAUCCUUCAAGUCAAGAUACCACACAAUCACACGACCCCGAAAAGCAAACAUCUAACAAUGCCUCCCACAACGAUGACGACCAGAAGAAACUCGACGAUUGGGACAGUCCAGGCGAUGCAGACAAUCCCCUCAACUGGCCUACCUCCAAGAAGGCCUACCAUACCCUCAUCCCAUCCACCAUAGCCUUCGUCUGCACCCUCGGCUCCUCCAUCAUUACCCCAGGCCAAGAAUCUAUAAUGUCCGACCUAGGAGUGUCAAUGGAGGUCUCCCUCCUCCCCUACGUCCUCUACGUAAUAGGGCUCGCCUUCGGCCCUAUGCUCGCUGCCCCGCUAUCAGAGACCUUCGGUCGAAGAGCGGUGUACUGGACGGGGAUGCCGGUGUUUAUGCUCUUCACGCUCGGGGCAGGGUUCAGCAAUAAUAUUGCUGCAUUGUGUAUAUGCCGGUUCUUCUCUGCCGUGUUUGGAAGUCCGGGGUUGUCGAUUGGGAGUGCGACGAUAAGUGAUAUUUGGACACCCCUUCAGCGCGCUGCGCCUAUGACAUUCUACGUCACGACACCAUUCCUCGGUCCCGCGAUUGGGCCUUUGGUAGGCGGGUUCGUGGCAGAGAAGAUGGGUUGGAGGUGGACGGUGUGGACGUUGCUGUUCUUUGAGGUGGCAUGUCUAAGCCCGGCACUAUUCAUGAAAGAGACGUACAAGAAAGCGAUUCUGAGAAAAAGGGCCAAAGCACGAGGACUGAGAUAUCCAGAGCCGGAGAGGACGCCAGUGCAGGCCGCGAAGUUCUUCUUGCGAAGUACGUUGACGCGGCCGGCGCAUAUGUUCUGCGUGGAGCCGGUAGUACUGUGCUUCACGUCGUAUGUGUCGAUCAACUUCGGGACGUUAUAUGCCUUCUUUGCCGCUUUCCCGUACGUCUUUGAGACGCAGUACGGGUUUGGGCUUGGGCAGGUGGGUUUGUUCUUCAUUGGGUUGGGUGUGGGAUCUACUGCGGGUGGUGCGUUUAUUAUCGUCUUCAGCAAACUGAUGUACGGGAGGAAGAUAGCCCAGCAUGGAAAGGUGCCACCGGAGGCGAAGCUGUAUCUGGCCAUGAUUGGAUCUUUGUGCUUGCCAGUUUCCUUGUUCUGGUUCGGCUGGACGACGCAGGAAAAGGUCCAUUGGAUGGCGCCAGUUGUUGCUGAGGCUAUCUUUGGCUUCGGUAACUUGCUCAUAUUCAUGAGCUCCGUGCUUUACGUCAUGGACUUUUAUGGUCCUCUGGUUGGUGCAUCAGCAAUGGGCGCGAACAACCUAGGGAGGUAUGCCUUGGGUGCCAUCUUCCCUCUGUUCAUCGUGCAGAUGUACCGAGGGCUUGGGAUAGGAUGGGCGACGAGUCUGCUAGGCUUUGUCAGUGUAGUAUUAGCGCCCAUCCCGUGGGUACUCUUCAUGUUUGGGCCUACGCUGCGGAGUCGGAGCACGUAUGCGAAGCCAGAGGGCAAUUGA
Molecule: messenger RNA, 1560 nt
Organism: Fulvia fulva
Lineage: Eukaryota; Fungi; Ascomycota; Dothideomycetes; Mycosphaerellales; Mycosphaerellaceae
Product: Polyamine transporter 4
Exons: 2
Coding region: 1-1560 (519 amino acids)
Biological process (GO): transmembrane transport; spermine transport; spermidine transport
Molecular function (GO): spermine transmembrane transporter activity; spermidine transmembrane transporter activity
Source: RefSeq, a predicted model, not a curated record